UUAACUCAAUUGCUGUCAUUUAACUAUUUAUGAAGAAACCCGCUAUGAAUACGUUAUAGCUGUUACAAAAAUUGCACCCAUUUAUUUGUUAUUUGCUUUAUACCCAGAAAUACUAACGUUUUUUGUGUUGUGGGUUUUCCUUUUGCAGAGGUUUCUUCCCACUUAGGCUAUGAUACAUUGGAUGCAGUUGCCAAAGAUAAUAUAAUUUAGAGGUAAAAUAAAAAAAUUCAUAAAUUUUCUUAUUUUAUGGUGAUUUUAGACACUGAAGAAGAUGAAGAGAUUGCAAUGAGUAAAGAAUUGACGGAAUUAGCUGCAAGACCAUUUUAGUCUCUAUCACCACCAAUUGCAAUCAUCUUGCUUUGCAUUGUUGAUUUUUACAUGAAUAGCAAUGACAACAGUCUUGAACGUAUUAGCAACAACUCAAGCCGAAUCCUUUCCUGCAACAACACUAGCCAGGAUUUCAUACUUUGAAGUUGAAAGGGCAACUCAAGGGUUCGACCAAUGCAACUUGCUAGGCUGUGGAGGUUAUGGCUCUGUUUACAAGGGCAUCUUUGCAAAUGGGAUGGUUAGGGAAAUCAAAGUGUUUAAUUUACAGAUAGAAGGUGCAUUCAAGAGUUUUGAUUCUGAAUGCGAAGUUCUACGCAACCUUCGCCAUAGGAAUCUUACCAAAGUUAUCACCAGUUGUACUAACUUGGAUUUUAAAGCUUUACUUCUAGAGUACAUGCCCAAUGGAAGCCUAGAGCAGUGGUUACAUUCUGAUGGUUACUUCUUGAAUAUGAUCCAAAGAUUAGACAUAAUGAUCGAUGUUGCAUCUGCUUUGGAAUAUCUCCAUCAUGGUUAUGUAACAGUUGUUGUACAUAGUGACUUGAAGCCUAGCAAUGUCUUGCUAGAUGAAAGACAGGUUGGACAUGUGAGUGACUUUGGCCUGGCGAAGUUAUUAAGAGAAGGGGAAUCUGUUGCUCAUACUAAAACACUUGCAACGAUGGGCUACAUCGCACAGGGUAACUUUCUUUUUGGUCUCUCAUUAUCGAAUAUAAAGUGUUACUGUACAUUAACUAGUACUUAUGUGAGUUUUGAUGUAAUAUAUCACAGAUUUUGCAUGAAAAUGAUGGUGCUGAGAACAUCAAAUAUAACUGUCAAACUCUAUAUUUAUGCAUACGACCAUAAAGAAAAAGAAACUUGCAGUAAUAUCGUUUCAGUUAAUUUCCUUUCUCUUGUUUCAUUCCUGUUGUACCUUCAUUUAUUUUAUUUUUAUCUAUUCAAGGUAGAUUCAACUGUUUUUAUAUCUUCCAAAUAUAUUCCUAUUAUUUUCGUUUAUUUAUUUGGCACAUUAAGGAACUAAUUACUCCAGUAACAUUGGAUCAGAG
Molecule: messenger RNA, 1367 nt
Organism: Lycium barbarum (goji berry)
Lineage: Eukaryota; Viridiplantae; Streptophyta; Magnoliopsida; Solanales; Solanaceae
Product: receptor kinase-like protein Xa21
Exons: 2
Coding region: 389-1342 (317 amino acids)
Biological process (GO): protein phosphorylation
Molecular function (GO): ATP binding; protein kinase activity
Source: RefSeq, a predicted model, not a curated record